Messenger RNA from Drosophila novamexicana, 3796 nucleotides. RefSeq names its product tubulin-specific chaperone D (gene TBCD). Bases 77 to 3658 code for a protein of 1193 amino acids. The record is from RefSeq and is a predicted model, not a curated record. Gene Ontology annotation, molecular function: GTPase activator activity; beta-tubulin binding. Lineage: Eukaryota; Metazoa; Arthropoda; Insecta; Diptera; Drosophilidae. Gene Ontology annotation, biological process: microtubule cytoskeleton organization; post-chaperonin tubulin folding pathway; tubulin complex assembly. The transcript is spliced from 4 exons. Gene Ontology annotation, cellular component: lateral plasma membrane.
CGAAACUUUAAGUUUUAGCUGUGAGUCGUCGUCCGGCUGUUUGAAAUAACAUUUAUUUAAUAACUAAACGAGAAGAAUGCAACAAAGCGAGGAUGUCAAGGAUGAUGAUCUGCCGGCAAAUACGCUGGAGCACUUUGCCGAACUGGACCAGGUGCUCUUGCUGAUCGACAGCAUGAAGCCCAUACAGGACGGCGCCUUUGAGCGCGAGUUUGAGCAAUAUACGGAGCUGUUGUCCCGCUACCAGGAGCAGCCACAUCUGCUGGAUCCACAUCUGGAGCUGCUGUUGACGCGCCUGCUGGGCAAAAUACGCCAAGCGGAUUUGCCGGCCGGCGAACGCGAUGCCGCUUUCAAGUAUUUGUAUAUCAUUAGCAAGGUGCGCACCUACAAGGUGCUCGUCAAGUUUAUGCCGCACGAGCUGAGCGACUUGGAGUUUGUGCUUCAGUUGCUGGGCCAGCAGGAUCCCAAGGAGUUCAGCAACUGGGAGACGCGCUACAUGCUCUUGCUCUGGAUGUCCAUACUCGUGUUGAAUCCCUUUCACAUGGCCCGUCUGGAUGCCUAUGAGCAAGCAGCUCCGGCACCCGCCAACAACUGCGUGCUGAGCAACCACGCCAGCCCAACGCAGACUGUUGUCACAGCCAUGCCCAAAAUGGAGCGCAUAUUUGAGCUGUGCAAGCUGUACGCCUCCACGAAUGACACCUGCAGCAACAUGGCCGCCUUCCUGGCGGCCAAGUACUUUGUGCGCGCCGACAUCAAGGACUUGUAUUUGGAGCGCUUCCUCGACUGGAUCAUUGAGCAGCAUCAGGCGGACACACUGCAGGUCAAGUUCGGCCAGCUUGCUGCCGUUGCGGCCAUACUGAAGCACGGCAAGCGCGAGGAUCUGCUGCCAUAUGCCGACAAGCUGCUCCAAUGGAUUGUCGGCUGUCAGUACAAGGAUGUCAAUGAUUUUCUCAAAUACAAGUACUAUGUUAAGAUUGUGCAGCGUCUGGGCCUGGUGCAUCUGAAGCCGCGCAUUGCCAGCUGGCGCUACAAACGCGGCACACGCUCGCUGGCCACCAAUUUGGGCCAUCAGUCGAGCGCUGCAGGGGAUUCAGUGACGGGCAAUAUGGAGACCGAGGAGGACGUCGCUGGUGAGGAGAUAAUUGUGCCCGAUUCCAUCGAGGAGGUAAUUGAGGAGCUGCUGCAAGCCCUGCGCAGCGGUGGCAACGAUAUACGCUGGAGCGCAGCUAAAGGUCUGGGCCGUGUAACCAAUCGCUUGCCCAAGGAGCUAGCCGAUGAGGUUAUUGGCUCGGUCAUUGACAUACUCAAUCCACUGGAGCCGCAUGAGGCCUGGCACGGCGGCUGCCUGGCCAUUGCGGAGCUGGCCAAGCGUGGCCUGCUCUUGCCCUAUCGCCUACACGAGCUGGUGCCGCUGCUGAUGCAGGCGCUCUUCUACGACGAGAUGAAGGGCUACAUGUCCGUGGGCCAGCACAUACGUGAUUCCGCCUGCUACAUGUGCUGGGCCUUUGCGCGCGCCUACAAUCCGGACGAUCUGAAGCCGUUUGUGCAGCUGAUCUCCUCGGGACUGCUCACCGUUGCCGUGUUUGACCGCGAGAUUAACUGUCGACGUGCUGCGUCUGCUGCUUUCCAGGAGAGCGUCGGCCGUCUGGGCAACUUUCCUUACGGCAUUGAGAUCUCUACGACCACGGACUUUUACUCCGUGGGCAUACGCCAUAAUUCCUAUUUGUCCAUCAGCGACUUUAUCGCCCAGUUUGAGGAAUACCGCCAGCCGCUAAUUGAUCAUCUGGUGCAACGCAAGGUGGGCCACUGGGACUCGGCAAUACGUGAACUUACCGCCAAGGCGCUGCACAAGCUCACAUAUCGUGCGCCGGAGUACAUGGCUGCUGUGGUUAUGCCCCAGCUGUUGGCCAAGACCGACACGAUUGAUGUGAACGCUCGGCAUGGCUGUGUUCUGGCCAUGGGCGAGAUUACCCUGGCGCUGCGUCAGCUGGAAAUGGCGCCGGAUUCGAAUACCGUAUAUCUGUCCAAUCAGCGCAUUGCCGAGCUGAACGAGCUGGUGAAAACAUUCCUGGAGCGCAACUUCUAUCGCGGCAUGAGCGGCGAACUCAUGAAGUUCUGCACCGCCAGCUUUAUACGCAACUGCAGCGUCGCCCAGCUGCCAGUCAACACCGAGUGCCUAGCCAGCUGGCAGCAGGUGAUCGACAUUGGCCUGGUCACCAAGUCCAGCAGCAUACGAGACGCAGCUGUGGAGGCAUUUGCGGAGCUAUCGAGCGCCUACUACUGCCUGGAGUCGCGGCACGCUGAAAACGAACGCAUUAUCACGGCGUAUCUGAAGGGCGCCGACAACGAUCUGGAGGAGCACAUGCGCAUGGGCUAUUUGGCUGCAUUGGGUGUGCUGCCUGCCUUGAUGUUGCGCCAGCAUCUGAAUGCCGUCUUGGAUAAUCUGGUGAAGCAUGCGCUGGCACCGCAGGGGGCGUACGAUGAUCACGAGAAUGUGCAGACCUACAGAUGGAGCGAGGCGCGCACGCAAAGCGUUCGGGCGCUGAGCAAAGUGGUGCACACCGUUGGCUACGAUGCGGCCGUUCAGGAUUCCUUUGCAGAGCGCCAACACUUCAAUAAAGUUGUUGAGUGUCUGCUGCAGGCGAUGGAUGAGUACACGCUGGACAAUCGCGGCGACAUUGGCGCCUGGGUGCGCGAGGCGGCCAUGCAGGCGCUCUACGAACUGGCCACACAGUGUCCCAGGGAUAUGUUGACCCCACAGCAGGUGCACCAGAUUGUGGUUGGCUUCAUGCAGCAGGCGGUGGAGAAAAUCGAUCGUACACGCGGCCUGGCCGGACGUCUCUGCUGCAAGCUGAUACACGCCCAGCCAGCCAUACCACAUAUACGCGCCCACGGGCGUCUACUCGAGAUAUUCCCUAGUGAUGAUAAGUCCGUUCUCUGGCUGUUCGCCGAUCAUACAUUCCCCCUAUUUUGUGAGCUGCUCGCUCUGCCUGACUACUCCAAGCGCGUCUUGCUGGGACUGACGGCCAGCAUUGGACAGCUCACCGAAUCUCUGAUCAAAUAUGCUUCGUCUGCACUUUUCCAGUUUCUGCGUUCCAAUGUGGAUAUGGUGCCGCGUUUGUGCGCGGAGAUUGUGCAGCUCUUUGAGGGGCACCUCCUGAACGAACGCGUCACGUAUCCAAUGCUCAGUUUCUUGGAAAUACUUAUCGGCUCGGGCAGCAUUGAGGCGGUUCUGCAUGAUGAAUCCAAUCCGUUUGCUGAGGACAUUUAUCGUCUGCUCAAUCUGGAGGUUAAGGGCUAUAAGAAGCUGUAUAAGACCGCAACCAGCAUUAGCACCUUUUGUCAGCUGAUCCAGGUGCCCAGGCUCAGCAAGCGCGUGCUCUCCAAAAUGUCAGUAUUCCUGGGCCUGCAGCAUGUCCAUGUGCGCAAGACGGCAGCGACCAAACUAUAUGAAGCCUUGGCUCUGCACGGCGAUGUAACCGAAAUACCCGAAGAGAAUAUGGAUGAAAUCCUAACCUUGCUAUCGGAAACGGACUGGACCCUGCCCCUGGUCGAAGUGCGUCCACUGCGCAAUGAGCUAUGUAAUCUGAUGGGCAUUAAGCCACCCGUUAGCGGUGCAGCAGCUGCUGCCAACAAGCAAGAAAUUGUGGCAGAUAAAUAGAUGAAGUUUAACUAAUGUACUUUGACUUAACUGUUUCACAAAAAAUAUAUAACUUAUUAUUUCCAAGCACAAAAUAAAACAAAAACGAAAUUUGCUUGAAAUUUAAAUUCGAAUUCGAAUUUGAAAUGUGAAAUGAAA